AUGAUAUCUCGUCGUCGAGUGCUUCUACGUGCGUCUCUCAGUCGCUAUAUCUCGACACAUGAACAAGUUCUGGAUACGGUCUAUCGACAAUUACUCGAAGUGAACGCAACAGAAGCGUUUCACGUGUCCGAAGCUCAGUCUACAGCGGUCACGAUGGCUACAAAAGGGUACUCCGUGUUUCUGCAUCUCCCUACUGGAGCUGGCAAGAGCUUAGCGUUUCAGGCCCCUGCUCUACUGACUAAACCUGACCAAACGACUCUUGUCGUGUCGCCACUCCUCGCUCUCAUGAACGACCAAGUGGCAUCGCUGAGACGAAAAGGUGUGCUAGCGUGUCACAUCUCAGGAACUGGAAACCAGCGACCAGCUCCGAUAAGUCAACUACUUGCAACUCAGCGACUCGUGUACACGACGCCCGAGUUUUUGCAGAUGAACGACGAGAUGCGACAAUGGGUUCAUGCAGCCAACAAGAACAAGCAGUUGGCUCGGAUCGUACUGGACGAAGCUCAUUGUGUACUCGAGUGGGGCAACUCGUUCCGGCCGUCGUACUUGCAGCUGGGCCACUUCAAGACAAAGUUCUUGAGCGAAGUACCACUGACACUGGCAACGGCGUCCGUCUCGGACAAAGACAUUGCAAAGCUAGCCGAGUUGUUCCAAUUGCAACUGCUGCCAGUGCUCCCUACGGUCAACGACGGACACGGCUUUCUUGACAUGACUCGGCACAAUCAGUUGGUAGUGAUCCAACAAGUCACGGACCGCAAGAAUUUGCGGCUCGAAGUUGUACGGAAGGAGUCAGAUGCUGCACCGCAGAUCGCCAGUCGAGUGGGAACCGAGACGACGAUUGUCUACUGCAUGACGCGGAACGAAGCAGAAACGCUGUGCUUGGCUCUCGUGCGCCUUGGAUGCCACGCAGGUGUUUAUCACGGUGCAUUGCCACAAAAGCGCCGUGAGUUUGUACGCAAGCAGUGGAUGAUGGGUCAUUUGACCAUUAUUUGCGCGACAAGCGCGUUUGGGAUGGGGAUCGAUCGAUCGGACGUGCGGUUUGUGAUACACCACUCGAUUCCGUUAUCCCUUAGCGCAUAUAUGCAACAAGUUGGACGAGGUGGUCGAGACGGUAGACCGGCGACUUGUGUUCUGCUGUAUGCCGAAGCAGACAAGAGUCGAGCAGAUGCGUUGACAACAGGCAGGCUGGACUUUGACGGCACAGGCUCAGGUGCACUGUCGAAUGGAAUUUCUCGAAGAGAAGUAGAAGAGGUGGCGGCCUUUUGCGAGAUGGCCAGCGGAUGUCGAAAGGAGUUGUUGUACUCGCACUUCGAUUUCCACUUUGAUCCGUCUCGAUGUGUCCGGAAUUGCAACUGCGGCGUGCCACUUGAAGCUGCUACUGAAUUGAUGCACUAUGAAGAAGUCAGUGCCAAGCGCAGGGUCAAAGUCGUCGAGGAUGACACGGACGAUGGUAUCCCCAAAGGCGCGAUUGAGUAUCAGUAUCAAAAGAUACUCGCUGAAUCGAAGCGCUUGAGUCUUUCCAAGCGAGAAGCAAUGUCACGCCGUCUUGUUCGGGACGUUCUCGAGGCGCAACCUGUGUCAGAAGAAGAGAUGGCGAGUAUGCGAGGCGUCGGGUCAAUGAAGGCCUCUCGGUACUUCCAUCUGUUCCGCACUCGCUAA
Molecule: messenger RNA, 1659 nt
Organism: Hyaloperonospora brassicae
Lineage: Eukaryota; Oomycota; Peronosporomycetes; Peronosporales; Peronosporaceae
Source: the annotation of a GenBank genome assembly